Budorcas taxicolor (takin) is the source of this 774-nucleotide messenger RNA. RefSeq names its product fission, mitochondrial 1 (gene FIS1). Gene Ontology annotation, molecular function: protein binding. Gene Ontology annotation, cellular component: mitochondrial outer membrane; peroxisomal membrane. The transcript is spliced from 5 exons. Gene Ontology annotation, biological process: mitochondrial fission; mitochondrial fragmentation involved in apoptotic process; autophagy of mitochondrion. The record is from RefSeq and is a predicted model, not a curated record. The coding region runs from base 103 to 561 and encodes 152 amino acids. Lineage: Eukaryota; Metazoa; Chordata; Mammalia; Artiodactyla; Bovidae.
GCUUCCGCCGGAGACCGGAAGUGACUCUCCGCUCCUGUCAGUGGGCCAUGGAGAAAGUGGCAGUGUAGCGUCCGAGUUGUGAGGACUGCGGGGCCGGCGGCCAUGGAGGCCGUGCUGAACGAGGUGGUGUCUGUGGAGGACCUGCUGAAAUUUGAAAGGAAAUUUAAGUCUGAGAAGGCAGCAGGCUCGGUGUCCAAGAGCACGCAGUUUGAAUAUGCCUGGUGCCUGGUGCGAAGCAAAUACAACGACGACAUCCGUAAAGGCCUUGCUCUGCUGGAGGAGCUGCUGCCCAAAGGGAGCAAAGAGGAGCAGCGGGAUUAUGUCUUCUACCUGGCCGUGGGGAACUACAGGCUCAAGGAAUAUGAAAAGGCCCUGAAGUAUGUGCGAGGGCUGCUGCAGACAGAGCCGCAGAACAACCAGGCCAAAGAACUGGAACGGCUCAUUGACAAGGCCAUGAAGAAAGAUGGAUUAGUGGGCAUGGCCAUCGUUGGAGGCAUGGCCCUGGGCGUAGCGGGACUGGCUGGACUCAUCGGACUUGCUGUGUCCAAGUCCAAAUCCUGAAGGAGACGGCAUCCCUGCGUCUGUGCAGGGACACGUGGGAGCCCGUGGAGGACACUGGAAGAGAGGCCCACCCCCCCGGCCAUCCCUUUCUUCUCCUGCACUGCAUCCCUGUCCUCUGUGGACGUCACCCUCCUCUCCCCUGAGACCUGUCACCUAUCCCCAAAUCAUGUGCUUGGAGAUGAGUGUAAAUAAACCUGGACUUGGGCUUGGGAA